Molecule: messenger RNA, 1122 nt
Organism: Closterium sp. Naga37s-1
Lineage: Eukaryota; Viridiplantae; Streptophyta; Zygnematophyceae; Desmidiales; Closteriaceae
Source: the annotation of a GenBank genome assembly
AUGGCUCCGCUACCACCCACUUUCAACGUAUGCGGGUCCCUACCACUUCCCACUAUCCUGACAGGGGCGCCCACGUUUCCUCACUCGGGAAUCCCGUGCACACGCACACGUUUCUCCUCCCAGCGCGCGCACCUGCCUGGUAAGCCCGCGCGAGAUCCUCUCGCCUCCCGCGUGCGCUCUUCUCGCCACUCGCGCGGCAUCCUAUCGCCCCCCCGCACGCGCUCCUCUUGCCUCCCCGCGCGUCCUCCUCUCACCAUCCCUAGCGUGCUCCUCUCGCCUCCCCUCACGUGCUCCUCUCUCCACACCAUGCGUGCACCUCUUUCCUGUACCUCGCGUCCUCCUCUCUCCUCACCUCGCGUCCUCCUCUCUCCUCACCUCGCGUCCUCCCCUCUCCUCACCUUGCGUGCUCCUCUCUCCUCACCUCACGUCCUCCUCUCUCCUCACCUCGCGUCCUCCUCUCUCCUCACCUCGCGUCCUCCUCUCUCCUCACCUCGCGUCCUCCUCUCUCCUCACCUUGCGUCCUCCUUUCAACUCACCGCACGUCCACCUUUCUACUCACAUUGCGUCCUCCUUUCCUCCAAAUCACCAACACCUCCGUUGGCGUCGCUGAUCGCGUCUUUUGCCCUCACCCCCGCCCACACUCUUGCAACGGCGGUGCUUCCGCAGUCCCCCUGCACACCCGCAGAAAACCCUCGUUGCACGCCCUCUAUUUCCCACAUGUACGCCCUCGCUCCCCCUCUGCUCCUCUUGUCCCCCUAUGCUCAUCUUACCCCCUUCCGCUGGUCCUUCUCCUUUCUGCACCACUUCCAACCCGAAGCUCCGCUGUUCCCCCUAUGCCCCUCUUUUUCCGCCCAGCUCCACUUUUCUCCUGUGAGGCUCCUUCGCUCUCUGCUCCUCUUUCCCUCCUCUGCUCCUCUUGUCCCCCUCUACUCAUCUUUGCCCCCUCACUCCCUUCCAUCCCACUCAACUGUCACCCUCCCUCCCUGUUUAUCACCCUAUUUUUUGCCUCGCAUCCCAAAUGUUCUGACACCACCCUCCUCACAGCUUCCCCACAUUGGGAUUCCCACCUCAUUAUUCAUAGUUUCUGAGUAUUCUGUCUUCAAAUCUGACAUCCAUCACUAG